Messenger RNA from Pristis pectinata (smalltooth sawfish), 4655 nucleotides. RefSeq names its product zinc finger and BTB domain-containing protein 7C. The record is from RefSeq and is a predicted model, not a curated record. NCBI's taxonomy places the organism in Eukaryota, Metazoa, Chordata, Chondrichthyes, Rhinopristiformes, Pristidae. Gene Ontology annotation, biological process: regulation of transcription by RNA polymerase II. The transcript has 8 exons. Bases 2319 to 4547 code for a protein of 742 amino acids. Gene Ontology annotation, molecular function: RNA polymerase II cis-regulatory region sequence-specific DNA binding; DNA-binding transcription factor activity, RNA polymerase II-specific; protein binding.
UAUAUGUAUUUUUUUUCCUUUUUUUGUAAGGUUGGGUGAGGUUUCCCCCCCCUCACCUCUCUUAGCAACCACAUCUUUUAUAAUUGCAGGAGAUGGGAGGGGAGGGGAGAGGAGUGGAGGCACACACAUUCAUCCGGGCUCCUGAUUCACUGACACACCAUCAGCAGGGAUUGUGGACUGAUGGAGGGAAGAGAAAUUAAAAAAAAUCUGAAGGGGAAAAUAAAUAACAGCAGUUAACACUGACUGGAGAAGACACAACAGCUUGUCCAUCUCGCAUCUUCUCAGUAACAUCUUCUGGAAUGUCAACUUCCAAUGUCAAUAGUGGUACGUCCCUCCUCACAAGCUGAUGUCCAAAGCUGCAGAGCAGACUCUGGCUACAAAGGCGAAGGCAGUAAGGAACAGGAGGGAGGUCACCUGCUCAGGCCGGGGCCCUUGUGAGUUCAGCACCUCACCAGGCUGCAGAAAACCAUUAUGGGCAGAGGGGACACAGUUGCCUAAACCACCUCAUGACCAAAGGCAAUAUGAAAUCUGUCAGGAGCCCUGUGUCAGGCCUGUGAAUAAAAUGGCCAGCCCAAAGGAGCAACUGAAACAAAAUCCUCCAAACCACUGGAAAGAUGAACAAACCAAUCAGCAUCCUUUCCCAGGCCAGCAUCUCUGGUACUUAGGCCUGAAUUAUAUUCAGUCGGCUCCACUGGGCAGACCAUGCCUUUCACUUGCAUGAAAUUAGACUUCCAAAGCAGACAUUCUAUUCUGAGAGUUCAAGCUAGACAGAUUCAAGAUUCUGCGCAAAGCCUCCUUGAAACAAGACAAUGUUCUCACCCAUUCCUAGGAAUCUUUGGCCUAUGACUGCUGAAAGUGGAGAAGGAGCCAUUCAAGAUGGCACUGAGAACCUCGAGGACAUGCACCAAGACAGGAACACAGAAUAAAUGGCAAAUGGAAUACAGCAUCUCAGUAAUUUGCCUACCUGCCCUUCCCUCACGCACUUCCUUCCCCAUCUGUUGUAGUAUCUGUGGAUCCCAUAUUGCCCUCAUCAUACAUCUCAUGUCCUACAGAAUUGGACUGGAAGCAAGUAAGUUUUGAACUUGAGGCAUUGCCUAAGAUAGGAGUCUUGCCUCUGUGUUCAAACCUUCUGGCUUCAAUUUUCUGUCUGGAGACUAAGCACAACAUUUCUUUGCUGAGAAUGGUGCACUGUCAAAAGUGCUAUCUUGAUAAUCAACCCAGGUGGCAGUUCCGGCUCAUUUUUUUCCCAUUUCCUGCUAGACCAGUAACAACGUGAUAAUUGUAGCAUCUAAUGUGAGGAUUGUUUUGGACAGGAUUCAAGAAUUCAAAGCAAACAUUAUAAAAAUCUGCAUUUAAUCAUUUAAGAACAGUACUAACUUGCUAAAGCUAAUAUGUUAGAGAUUCUGGGAUUUUUUAUUUCAAUUUGUGGGUGUCACUGGGAAGCCAGAAUUUAUUCCCCAUUCUUAACAACUCUUGAGAAGAUGGGAUUGCUGCAGUCCUUCUGGUGAAGGUCUUCCCACAAUGCUGCUGGACAGGGAAUUUCCUUCAUUUCUUGCCCUUGUCCACUUUGUGAAAGAGGAUCUGGGUUUCGGGUACUGUGCUGUCAGAUCACCCUACACAGGUAACUGCAGUGCAUUUUGUUCAGUGUUCACAUUUCAACUAUGAUGUGUUGGUGGUGAAAAGAAUGAAUAUUUAAGUGGAUGGGUUGCUAAUCAAAUGGGCUGCCAAGUGAGGUAGAGCUUCUGGGGUGUUGUUGAAGUUGUGCUCAUCCAGGCAAGUGGAGAGUGUUUCAUUGAACUCCUCACUUAUUUCUUGAACAUACUGAAAAGGCUUUCAUUAUUAUGAAGUGUGUUACACAAAUAUCCCCAUUCUCAACAAUGAGGGAGCCCAGCACAUGUGCAAAUGAGAAAGCUGAAGUGUUUGCAAGAAUCUUCAGCAAGUGCUGAGUGGAUGAUUCAUCUCAGCCUCCCUCAGUGGUCCUGAGCAUGAUAAAUGCUGCUCUUCAGCCAAUUCGAUUCACUCCACAUGAUAUCAAGAAGCAGUUAAAGGCAUUGGAUACAGAAAAGACUAUAGACGCUGAGAAUAUUUCGACAAUAGUACUGAAGACUUGUGCUCUAGAACUUAUGGCGCCUUUGACCAAGCUGUUCCAGUACAGCUACCACACUGACGCCUACCUGACAAUGUGGAAAAUUGCCUGGGUAUGUCCUCUCCACAAUAAGUAGGACAAAUCCAAUCUGGCUAAGUACCUCCCCAUUAGUCUACUCUCAAUGAUCAGCAAAGUGACGGAAGGAGAUGAUCAGUAGUGCUAUCAAGCAGCAAUGCUCAGCAACAACCUGCUCACCGAAACUCAGUAUGGGUUCCACCGAAGCCAUUCAGCUCCUGACCUUAUUACAGCCUUGGUCCAAACAUGGACAAAAGAGCUGAGCUCCAGAGGUGAGGUGAGAGUAACUGCCCUUGACAUCAAGGCAACAUUUGAUCAACUGUGGCAUCAAGGAGCCCUAGCUAAACUGGAAUCAAUGGAAAUCAGGAGGAAAACUCUCCACUGGUUGGAAUCAUGCCUUCCUUCAGUCAUAAGACCACUUUGCAUAAAAAUGUCCAGUGCCGUUGAAGACCUCAUUGGAAUCCCAUUUCCAGACCAUAGCAACAAGCUGCUUUGUAGUUUGAAUGAACAGAGGCAGGAUGGCCUUCUCUGUGAUGUUGUCCUGAUAGUAAAGGAUCAGGAAUACAAGACCCAUAGGUCAAUCCUUGCUGCAUGUAGCAAAUACUUCAAGACACUGUUUACCUCAGAUACACUUGCAGAACAACACAAUAUUUACCAGAUUGAUUUUGUGACACCUGAGGCACUUUCUGCAAUUUUGGAGUUUGCUUAUACUUCAACCCUCACUAUUAGCAGCUCAAAUGUAAAGGAUGUUUUAAGUGCAGCACAACAGUUGGAAAUCCAGUGUGUUAUUCAAGUAUGCGUGGAUAUCAUGGAGGCAAGUGGCGAGGUGAUCAAUGAAAGUGGAGUUUCUGAAAAACAAUCCAACCAAGAGUCUGAAGAGGAACUGUGCCAAGGAGAUUUCAGAAAAUCCCCCCAACAAAAUCUUGAAGAAUCUCUCAAACAAGAUCUUGAAGAAGCUCCUCAAGAACCUAUCAAUGAAUCUGAGCAAAACCACUGGAAUAAGGAAUGUGAUUUUGAAAACACUUUGACCAGCAAUCUUAUGGAAAAGCAAUGUAGAGAACUGCCUCAAGAACAUUUAAACCAAUUUACAGUUAAUGUUCCUGAUGGAAGCUUAGGACCUGUGAAUGAUUUCUCCUUGGAAUCAUUCUUAAAAGAGGGGUUGAGUUCGAGAGGGCAUUUGCUGAAUGGAGACAUUCCACAUGGACCAGGAUUAUUUCCUCCCUUCUGGAAUGGAGGAUAUAAUGGUUUUCCACAGCUCAUGGAGCGCCAAGAUGUGGACCAAUUGCCCCUUAAUCUAGUAAUGAAGAAGGAAAAGAUCAAACAAGAGGUCAAAGAAGAUAUAUCUACAGCCACAAGUUUUUGUGACUUUUUUAAAGGUAUUAUGGUGGAAAAUAGUCAGAAUAACCUGGAAACAUUAAAGGAUGAGCUGGACUUUAAUUCCUAUUUGAAUAUAUUUGGUCCUUCCUAUUUGGCAGCAGUCUAUCCAACUUGGUCCUUGGAUUAUGAGAAAAAAAUGAGACCCAAGGCAUCUCAGCAAUGCCCUAUCUGCAACAAAGUGAUCCAAGGAGCAGGGAAGUUACCACGACACAUGCGGACACAUACAGGGGAGAAACCAUACGUGUGCAAUAUAUGUGAAGUCCGUUUUACCAGACAAGACAAGCUGAAGAUUCACAUGCGAAAGCAUACAGGGGAAAGACCCUACACAUGUAUUCACUGCAAUGCCAGGUUUGUGCAUAACUAUGACUUAAAAAACCACAUGCGGAUACACACAGGAGUCCGUCCUUACCAAUGUGUGCACUGCUUCAAGAGCUUUACCCGCUCUGACCACCUGCACAGACACAUCAAGAGGCUGAGCUGCCGCCUGCCACGACCUCGUCGGGGCCGUAAACCUGCUGCCUGGCGCUCCACCAGCCUCCUCUACCCACAGGGUGGCCCAUCUCAAGGCACAACUUCCAAUGAAAGUGGCACCAACAUCCUGCCAAAAGAAGAAGAUAGAAUUCCAAAGGCAAGCAUGAUGGAGCUAGGCAAUAUUGAGAAGCACUUUAAUGGAGAUGCUCGAAAUUCCAAGAUCUUCAUCAGCAAAACAGCAGCAAAAGAAAGAGAAAGUCUAAUGGCUAACAUGUUGAAUGGGAACCAUAUCAUAGAUGAAAGGGACAGAAGCAUCUUUGCUUUUAGCCUGACUCACAACAAUACUUUCUCGCACCUACCCCGACAGUAUUACUCAACAGGUGAUCCAUGGGGUAUGCAAUUUAAUCCUGCUCCCUCUAUUCAGGAGACUAGCAUUCCUUCAAGAUUGAGGCUUGCUGCUUCCAGUUCGAGGAAUGGAAGAUGCCCGUGCAUGAAUUCUGUUAAUGUGGAGUGGCCAUUACAAACACCAACUUAUUGACAGAGCAAUCUCUUUGCCCGGUGGCAAGGAAGUCCAAGUGUUACAACUCACCUCCAACAAACUGGAGCUAAUCUUCAGAACUAUUGUAAGUAUUCAACCUACAGUGAC